AGCAGCGGAAAUGGCGGGGAAAUCUAACAAAGCGAGAAACAGAAAAGGGUCUGCGAACUCUGCGAGUUCUUUGGAAGCAGCGGUUCCAUCUGAUGCUCCAUUGAAAGAUAACUCAAGCACUUUAGACUCUUCCAAGGCUGAUGCCAAUGGAGUUUCUUCAAAGGAAGAGUCAGUGGAUACGAAGUUGGAUGCAACAAAUGCCACAUCAACAGCUAACCCUUCAAAACAGGGAGAAGGUGACCUUCAUCUCUAUCCCGUUUCAGUCAAAACACAAUCUGGUGAAAAGCUUGAGCUUCAGUUAAAUCCAGGUGAUUCUGUAAUGGAUUUGAGGCAGUUCCUUCUUGAUGCACCAGAGACUUGUUUCUUUACUUGCUAUGAUUUGAUGCUGCACACAAAGGAUGGCUCAGUUCAUCAUCUAGAAGAUUACAAUGAAAUUUCUGAAGUUGCUGACAUUACUAUGGGAGGCUGCUCCUUGGAGAUGGUUGCUGGGUUGUAUGAUGAUAGAUCUAUACGGGCUCAUGUGCACCGUGCCAGAGAAUUGCUUUCUCUCUCUACACUUCAUUCCUCACUAUCAACAUCUCUUGCAUUACAGCAUGAGACAACGCAAAACACAACUGCAGAUUCGGCAAAAAUCGUAGUCCCAGAGCUUGAUGGCUUGGGUUUCAUGGAGGAUGUUACUGGUUCGCUUGGUAAUUUGCUAUCAUCCUCCUCGAAGGAGAUCAAAUGUGUGGAGAGUAUUGUGUUUUCUUCUUUCAAUCCUCCCCCAAGUUAUAGGAGGCUUCUUGGAGAUCUAAUCUACCUGGAUGUGGUAACUUUGGAGGGACAGAAAGUUUGUAUCACAGGAACGACAAGGACAUUUUAUGUGAACUCAAGCACAGGAAAUACCCUGGAUCCAAGACCAGCUAAAACUUCAUCUGAAGCAACCACCCUUAUUGGCCUCCUGCAAAAGAUUAGUUCUAAAUUUAAAAAAGCUUUUCGUGAACUUUUGGAGCGGAAAGCUUCUGCACACCCUUUUGAAAAUGUUCAGUCUCUGUUGCCUCCAAAUUCAUGGCUAGAAGAGUAUCCAGUUCCUGAUCAUAAACGUGAUGCAGCCAGAGCGGAGGAUGCUCUGAAUCUAACUUUUGGCAGUGAGCUAAUAGGCAUGCAGAGAGACUGGAAUGAGGAAUUGCAGUCUUGUCGGGAAUUUCCUCAUUCAACUCCUCAGGAAAGAAUUUUGCGUGAUAGGGCGCUUUAUAAGGUGACUUCAGACUUUGUAGAUGCAGCAAUUAGCGGUGCAAUUGGAGUCAUUAACAGAUGCAUACCACCAAUUAAUCCAACUGAUCCAGAGUGUUUUCACAUGUAUGUGCACAACAAUAUAUUCUUCAGUUUUGCUGUAGACGCGGACGUUGGGCAAUUGUCAAAAAAUCAUUCAUCAAAUGUUAAAGUUAGCAUUGACAGCACGGGCUCUUCACUGGAUUCUCCUGAAAAGGCUUCCAGUGAUGUGUCCCUUGGUGUUGGUGGUAUUUCUAAUUCAGACAGAUCAGAUGGCUCAAAUUCAGAGGUGCAUGAUGUCAUAGAUGUUUCUCCUGAUGUAUCUGCCGACACUCAGCUGGCUGACAGUGAGCAAGCAACCUAUGCUUCUGCAAAUAAUGAUCUGAGAGGCACCAAGGCAUACCAAGAAGCUAAUGUUCCUGGACUGUACAAUCUUGCUAUGGCCAUAAUUGAUUACAGGGGUCAUAGAGUAGUAGCACAGAGUAUUAUACCUGGCAUCCUGCAGGGAGAUAAGUCGGAUUCCCUUCUAUAUGGUUCUGUUGACAAUGGAAAGAAAAUUUGCUGGAAUGAAGCAUUUCAUUCCAAGGUACUAGAAGCUGCUAAACGCCUUCAUUUAAAGGAACAUUCGGUUCUUGAUGGAUCUGGAAAUGUUGUCAAACUAGCUGCUCCUGUGGAGUGCAAGGGAAUUGUUGGUAGUGAUGACAGGCAUUACCUUUUGGACCUGAUGAGAGUAACGCCUCGGGAUGCAAAUUACACUGGGCCUGGAUCUCGAUUUUGUGUGUUGAGACCCGAACUUGUUGCUGCCUUUUGCCAGGCUGAAGCUGCAGAGAAGUCGAAAGGUAGAUCUACAACUGAUGGUGAGUCCCCUGCAACCACUGAUUCUCCAGCUGUGAAUGGUGGUGUUGAGGUGAGCAAUAAGGCAGAUGCAGCAGCUUCAGACUUUCAGGUUCAGAUCCCUGCAGACAGUGAUUCUCCUGCUAUUAAUGGUGGUUUGGAGGUAAGCACAGACGCAGAUGCAGCAGCUUCAAACCCUCAGAGUACAAAAGGUGAAGAGAAUAUUAAGGAUGCCAAAGAAAGCAAUUCUUCACCUGCUGAGAGUGGUGCAUUAUGUGAAGAAGUACUUUUAAAUCCUAAUGUUUUCACUGAGUUUAAGUUGGCUGGAAGUCAAGAGGAGACAGCUGCAGAUGAAGAGAAUGUGAGGAAGGUUGGUUUGUAUCUUACAGAUGUUGUGCUACCUAAGUUUGUGCAAGAUCUUUGCACGCUUGAGGUUUCACCCAUGGAUGGCCAGACUUUGACAGAAGCACUCCAUGCUCAUGGAAUUAAUGUCCGGUAUAUUGGAAAGGUGUCUAAUAUGACCAAACAUUUACCACAUAUAUGGGAUCUCUGUGUUGGUGAGAUCAUUGUUAGGUCUGCAAAACAUAUUGUCAAGGAUAUUUUGCGGGAAUCUCAAGAUCAAGAUCUUGGAUCGGCAAUCUCACAUUUCUUAAAUUGUUUCUUUGGAAACUGUCAAUCUGGGGGGACAAAAGGUAGUGCUAACAGUAUGCAAUCCAGAACUCAAAAGAAGGACCAAGCAAGCCAGCAAGCUUCGAGCAAGUCUUCUAAAGGGCAUGCAAGGUUGAAAAGUGCAGCAUAUGCGAGGAAAAAUCAAUCACCAUAUUUGCAUAUUAACUCAGAUGGUCUAUGGACUGAUAUUGUGGAUUUUGCAAAAUUUAAAUAUCAGUUUGAAUUGCCAGAGGAUGCAAGAUUGCGCGUGAAAAAAGUCUCAGUUUUUCGCAAUCUGUGCCAAAAGGUAGGCAUAACAAUUGCAGCUCGCAAAUAUGAUCUUGAUUCAGCAACACCCUUUCAAGUAUCAGAUAUCUUGAAUCUCCAACCUGUAGUAAAGCAUUCAGUUCCAGUAUGUUCAGAAGCCAGGGAUCUUGUGGAAACAGGAAAGAUCCGAUUGGCUGAGGGACUGCUUACCGAAGCUUUCGCAUUAUUUUCUGAAGCUUUUUCUAUACUUCAGCAAGUUACUGGUCCCAUGCAUCGAGAGGUGGCUAACUGCUGUCGGUACCUUGCAAUGGUUCUUUAUCAUGCUGGAGACAUGGCAGGAGCAAUCAUGCAGCAGCAUAAAGAGCUUAUCAUUAAUGAGCGUUGCCUUGGUUUGGAUCACCCUGAUACAGCUCACAGCUAUGGCAACAUGGCUCUUUUCUACCAUGGCCUCAACCAAACGGAGCUUGCUCUGAGGCACAUGUCCCGAACAUUGCUCUUGCUAAGUUUAUCCUGUGGCCCAGACCAUCCCGAUGUUGCUGCUACCUUCAUAAAUGUUGCAAUGAUGUACCAGGACAUUGGAAAGAUGAAUAUAGCUCUUCGUUAUUUGCAAGAAGCUUUAAAAAAGAAUGAGCGGCUUCUAGGCGAGGAACACAUUCAAACUGCUGUAUGCUACCAUGCUCUUGCCAUUGCAUUCAACUGUAUGGGUGCCUACAAACUCUCACUCCAGCAUGAAAAAAAGACAUACGAUAUACUUGUUAAGCAACUAGGGGAGGAAGAUUCAAGGACACGUGACUCACAGAACUGGAUAAAAACCUUUAAAAUGCGUGAACUUCAGGUUAAUGCGCAGAAACAGAAAGGGCAAGCAGUGAAUGCUGCCUCUGCUCAGAAGGCUCUUGAUAUCUUAAAGGCCCAUCCUGACCUCAUACAGGCAUUCCAGUCUGCUACCACUGCAGGGUCUGGAAAUGCUGGUGCAUCAGUCAAUAAAUCCCUUAGUGCAGCAAUUAUUGGUGAGAACCUUCCUCGAGGAAGGGGAGUUGAUGAGCGGGCUGCCCGCGCAGCUGCAGAGGUGAGGAAGAAAGCUGCAGCUAGGGGUCUCCUUGUGCGUCCACAUGGUGUCCCUGUACAAGCUUUACCACCACUUACACAACUCCUCAACAUAAUCAAUUCAGGGAUGACCCCUGAAGUUCCAAACAGUGGACAAUCAGAAGAGCCAAAGCCAGAGGUUGAUAGCCCCAAGGAAAAUGGCGAGGGAGAUGCUGUAGGAAAUGGCUCCAUUGCAGUCCAACAAGAUGGGGCUCCAAUUGGAUUAGGCACGGGGUUAGCUACAUUGGAUUCCAAGAAGCAGAAGACCAAACCAAAAGAUACAAAUUGAAAUCUGUGGAGUCUAUUGCACAAGCAUCCUGGUUCAAGUUUUGGUUCGUUAGGUGAGUUUGGUAUUUAUUCUGCCAUUUUUUUCCAUCCAGCUACCAUUCUUCGUCAAAUAGAGCAGUAAUCAACUAUAUUUUUUCGACUUUCGGUGAUCCUUAACUGUUGCAUUAUGUAUGGGAAGGUGUCCAUGUCCAUCUUGUAUUUCAUUUUCUUUAUGAUCUUUACCCUCAAGUUCAAAUGCUUUGGGUCCAAAAGGGAUCCAGUAAAUUUCCUGUGCAAGAAGGUAAAUUGUUGCUUGCAUAGGUGGAAGUUUAUUAAUAAUAAUCUCCAUCCAGCUAGUAUACCUAGUCAUAGUUGUAUGCUUUACCGCCAGUCAUUGUUUGACUAUAAUUCUCAAUCUUUAAUAGAAUUUGAUUUCA
Molecule: messenger RNA, 4787 nt
Organism: Telopea speciosissima
Lineage: Eukaryota; Viridiplantae; Streptophyta; Magnoliopsida; Proteales; Proteaceae
Product: clustered mitochondria protein
Exons: 28
Coding region: 11-4372 (1453 amino acids)
Biological process (GO): organelle organization
Cellular component (GO): cytoplasm
Molecular function (GO): protein binding
Source: RefSeq, a predicted model, not a curated record